AUGACUUUGUUCAGACUAGUUUUCAUUCCUCCCUCUAUGAGAGAGAACGACUCCUUGCAGUGUCGUAUUCAGAUCGUCACUAAGCCGGUCCAGAUGAUGUUCCAAAAAAACGAUUUCCUCCAUGCUUACAUUUCAGAAGUCCGAUGCCAGGUAAUCAACCACAAAUUUGCUUGGUAUAUUAAUUACUGCGAUCAUCAAACUUUGAGAGACGGGCGGAGUGAUCCCAGCAUUUACAAUGACCUCCAUGUCACUGUGAAAUGUUUCUGCUGGACACAUCCUGGAGAUGCAUUACGAAGGAUACAAGCUGAGCAUGCUCAUCUUUUUACCGAAAGGAAUAAGAGACAGCACAACAGGGCUAAAAAAAGUGAGAUAGAAAUAAACAUUGGUAUUACUAUAAAUUUUAAUGUCGUUAUUAAUGCGCAUCUUGUAUCUUGCCAGUUGGAGAAGCACCUGACCUAUGAGAAACUCCUGAAGUGGACCCAUCCUGGCAACAUGAAAGACACUCUGGUUGAAGUGAAGCUGCCUCAAUUCAAGCUGGAGGAGACGUAUGACCUGAACAAAGUGCUGAGCAGCAUGGGCAUGGUGGACGCUUUUGAUAUAGAGAAGAGUGACUUCUCUGGUAUGACUGGAGACAAGGAGCUCUAUCUGUCCAGCGUCUCCCACAAGGCUUUCGUGGAGGUGAACGAGAAGGGAACUGAAGCUGCCGCUUCCACUCAGAUGCGUUUCCGUUGUGGCCGUUCCUUCCUUCCUCGAAUUAACAUUCCGAUUAGCUUCACUGCAGACCACCCCUUCCUAUUCUUCAUCCGCCACAACCCCACCAAGAGUAUUCUCUUCGCUGGACGCUUCUGCUCCCCUUAGCGCGCUCUGUCUCCUUUACAACCGUUGGAAGGAUUUUGUAGUUAAUUAUCAUUUAUUUGCUUUACCAUUAUUUUAUAAUACCAUCCAUUUUAUUUACCUUUGCAUUUACAUUUUAAUGAAGGGCUUUGAGUGUUUUGAAGUGUUUGCAGAAACUCUGGAAGCGGCCUGCUGAGGAGUGAGAAAGGAGGACACCAUGAACGACACAUUCCGGCGUUGAGUGAACUGCAAACCUAUAGUCUUAUCUUAUGAAAUAUGCUUUUGAAAAUUGCAUGAAUGAGUUGUGUUCAUGUGAGUGUGCAGCUGUUUUCUGCCCCCCCUCCCUUCAGGGCUGCACCCCGUCGUGUAACUAGGGAGUUCGUAAUUCUAAUAAAAGCAGGGCAAGACUCAGUUGAAGCUUCAGAGCAUUGGCAGAAAUCUGUAACUGGGUUUCAACUGCACUCUCCCUGCAGGUAAAACUAAAUUCUGACUCUUGUCUCUUCUUUGUGUCUGUGUUGGGGUAAUUUAGACCUAACAACAACGAAGACUGCACCACGAAAGGUUGCACCGGCUGCGGUGCUGUCAAUUUUUUUUUUUUCCAGAAUUUAUUAGGUCAGAGUUGAUCUCCGAACUAGAUUGCCAACCAGAUUGACCGAUUACACUGAAUCGGUGCUGUGAGGGUCAAGCGGCCUUAUGAAGUUUUAUAGCAAGAUGACUGAAUCAACACAAGCUGCCAGAGUUAGAAACUUCCAGAAGCUCUGAUUCUACCAAAAAGUGAAGUUUCUAAAAGCUUAAGGCACAAAAAAUAUUGAAGUAGCCCAGAUAUACAACUUAGCGCAACUGAGCUGUAUAUCUGGGCUACGUCUUUUAAUGGUUUCAUGUUUUUUUUUUACCCGUUUUUAAAGGGACUGAGCAUUUCUUUUAAGACAUAACAUUCUGCUUUACCGCAGGGCCUUUCUCAGCAGCUCUGCUGUCUCUAGGUUUGAAUUUCUCUGCUGCUGGUUUGCAUGUUAUGCGGCUCGUUGUUGUGUUGUAAUUAGUUUUCCAGCGGGUAUUUCAGCAUUUUCCGGUUCUUUGCGCGAAGAGGUAGUGCUUUCACUUUGUCUCAGGACGGAUAAGAAAGAGAAAUAUCUCUUGUUCAUGGGAAGUUCUGCCAGAAACUAGGUGACCAAGUUAAACUAGGUGGUUCUACAUUAACUUAACCUAUAAACUUUGUAAUGGAUAGUGAGCUAUUUAAAAUAAAUUGCCUAAAUGAUUUCAAUUUGUAGACUAUUUAAAUAAAAUUAUUCAAAGUGAAUUUUCUAAAUUAAGAAUGUCUCAGAUUGUUUAUGGAUGUUUGUCUGUUUUGAUUAGCAUUGUUGGUGGUUUAUAUUUUGUUUUACUUAAUGGUAUUUGCACUUUGUAAUGUUUUGGGGGGUUUUGUAUGUACCUCACGGGCUGCCGUAGCUAAUGAGGGUGGGCCCUAUAAAGUCUGGUUCAAUCAUUGUGCCAAUGAAUGAUUUGAACUGUCAAAACACAAAGAAAUCAACACUUAGUGUUCCCCAGUGAAAGCAGCGAGGUACGUUUUGUUUUGUUUGUAUGGUAAGUUUAUGUUUGUAUUUUAAUAUUUGUAUAUGUUCUAGUUUUCAUGGUGACUGAGGUGACUGUGAUGAUCAUGGUGGAUUUGAAUCAAAGAAAAAUAAAACACUAAAUUCACCCGUGGAGACUGGCUGAUUCAUUCAAGUGCUGGGGAGCUGCUACAAACUUGAACCAAUUCUUCUCUUGACACAAUCUUAGCCAAGCUGUUCUAAAUGAUGAACUCAUAAGUAGGUCAAUCUACAAUAUAAAUAUGACCUAAGGUUUUAAAAGGUCAUUGGUCGUAGUUACCCAUCUGGUUACCUAGACACACCCAAAAAUCCCUAUUGCCGCAGGGCAGAGUUAUGCAGAAAUCUGAUUCUCUGCUUUUAAACAAGAUUGUCCUGAAAAAUGAAAUUGGACCUGAUAAAACACAAAUUCGAGGUUGAAGGAGUUUAGGCUUGGCAGUUCCACGAACCAGUUUCCUCUACUUAUUUCACCCGAAAGGACCAAUCACAACACUCACAAAAAUAAAAACACAUUCCCUUCAAGGGCACGUGGUGACUUGAAUGUGCUCACCUGAAUACGACACUGCAAGGAGUCGUUCUCUCUCUGCAGCAGAAACAGUCCUGAUCGCGUCAAGACAACUACGGAUCUUUC
Messenger RNA from Xiphophorus couchianus (Monterrey platyfish), 3048 nucleotides. Its product is annotated as serpin B6-like. Gene Ontology annotation, biological process: negative regulation of endopeptidase activity. The transcript is spliced from 4 exons. NCBI's taxonomy places the organism in Eukaryota, Metazoa, Chordata, Actinopteri, Cyprinodontiformes, Poeciliidae. Bases 1 to 858 code for a protein of 285 amino acids. The record is from RefSeq and is a predicted model, not a curated record. Gene Ontology annotation, molecular function: serine-type endopeptidase inhibitor activity.